UAGUGUACAUUAUUUUCAUCACUUUCAUUCAUUCACAUUUUUAAUUUUCAAAAACAAAGGUAGAGCAAAGCUGAGCAAUGGCUUCACUGGCAGCAUCAACGGCGGCUGCCUCCCUUGGCAUGUCAGAAAUGCUCGGAAACCCUCUCCGGAGUGGCGUAACGAGAUCGGCACCUCCUCCCACCGCGACAUCUAGCCCUGCCACCUUCAAGACCGUCGCACUUUUCUCCAAGAAGAAGGCUGCACCUCCCAAAAAGGCUGUCGUCUCCCCUGUUGAUGACGAGCUCGCCAAGUGGUACGGUCCCGACAGAAGAAUUUUCUUGCCGGAGGGGCUGUUGGACCGAUCAGAAAUUCCGGCAUACCUCACCGGAGAAGUCCCUGGAGAUUAUGGUUACGAUCCUUUUGGGCUUAGCAAGAAACCAGAUGACUUUGCCAAGUACCAAGCAUAUGAGCUAAUUCAUGGCAGGUGGGCAAUGUUGGGGGCUGCGGGCUUCAUCAUCCCUGAGGCCUUCAACAAAUUUGGUGCUAACUGUGGCCCUGAAGCUGUUUGGUUCAAGACAGGAGCUCUACUCCUAGAUGGUAACACACUGAAUUACUUUGGAAAGAACAUCCCCAUUAAUCUUAUAUUCGCUGUCAUCGCUGAAGUUGUUCUUGUUGGUGGUGCUGAAUACUACAGAAUCAUCAAUGGAUUGAAUUUGGAGGACAAGCUUCACCCAGGCGGUCCAUUUGAUCCAUUGGGGCUUGCAAAGGAUCCAGACCAGGCUGCAAUACUGAAGGUGAAGGAGAUCAAGAACGGUAGACUUGCAAUGUUUGCAAUGCUCGGUUUCUUCAUCCAAGCUUAUGUAACGGGAGAAGGUCCAGUUGAAAACCUCGCCAAACAUCUAAGCGAUCCGUUUGCAAACAACUUGCUCACUGUGCUUGCUGGAUCUGCUGAAAGAGCUCCUACCCUGUGAAUCAAUGCUUGUGCCUUUGAUCUGAGUACUUUUGAAUGAACAUUAUUGUAACUACCAAGUACUUGAUUAGACAGACAUGUUUCUGAAUUGUGAUUUAGUUGAUCACCUUUGCAAUAUUGGAGUACUCUUGCACUUCUCAAUAUUUCUCUCAAUUUUGAGGCA
Messenger RNA from Camellia sinensis, 1112 nucleotides. RefSeq names its product light harvesting complex of photosystem II 5 (gene LHCB5). NCBI's taxonomy places the organism in Eukaryota, Viridiplantae, Streptophyta, Magnoliopsida, Ericales, Theaceae. Gene Ontology annotation, biological process: photosynthesis, light harvesting. Gene Ontology annotation, cellular component: membrane. The record is from RefSeq and is a predicted model, not a curated record.